CAUCACUAACCACUCCUUUCCAAGUGUCCCAAAAGUCAUGACCAAACACUGCCACGUUAUUCUUCCUCCCUGACAUUACACCCCCUCCUUUUUUUUUAACUACGACACCACUCACUCUCUCUCCUCUCUCUGUCUGAAAGAUGCUCUCUCCCACCCCUUUCUCCCUCUGUUGCACUCUUCUCCUAUGCCUACCACUCGCCUUCUUCUUCUCCACCACCACAACUUCCGACCCCAUCAACAACACCCCCAACGAAAACACCCACAACGAAAGCCCAACGAUCCCCUCUCGCAGCGCCCAAAACACUACCAAAAACCCCAGCUUGACACUCUCUGCUCUGCACCACUAUGACGGCGACAACGAUGACGAUUUGCUCUUCCGAUUAGCCGCCCGAACAAACCCCAACCCCAAAACCCCGAAAAAGAUCGCUUUCAUGUUCCUCACCACCACCCCUCUCCCUUUCCACCCUCUCUGGCAUCUCUUCUUCUACCCAAACCAAACCCACAAAAAUAUCCCCCAAAACCUUUUCAAUAUCUACAUCCACGCCGACCCAACUCACCCCUACGAGCCCCCUUUCACCGGACUCUUCGCCGCCCGCACCAUCCCUUCCAGAUCCACCCGCCGCUCCGAUCCGUCUCUGAUCGCCGCCGCGCGUCGUCUCCUCGCCCAUGCCCUCCUCCACGACCCCUCCAACGCCAUGUUCGCCCUCCUAUCCCCUUCCUGCAUCCCGCUUCGCUCAUUCUCCUUCGUCUACAGGACGCUCACCACCUGUUCGACGAAAAGUUUCAUAGAGAUUCUUAGGGACGAACCAGGCUUACACGCGCGCUACUCGGCCCGUGGCGAGGACGUGAUGCUGCCGGAGGUGCCGUUCGAGAAUUUCCGCGUCGGGUCGCAGUUCUUCGUGCUGACGCGUAGGCACGCGCGUCUCGUGGUGAAGGAUCGGCGGCUGUGGGCGAAGUUCAAGCUGCCGUGUGCAAGGGUCGACACGUGUUACCCGGAAGAGCAUUACUUCCCCACGCUGCUGAGCAUGGCUGACGCACGCGCGUGCGUGCCAGCGACUCUCACGCACGUGGACUGGACAGGAAGCGUAGGCGGUCAUCCCCGCAUGUACGAAGACGAGGAGGUGGGGCCUGAGCUCAUACGCGAGCUGCAGAAUGCGAGGCCGAGGUAUGGGGUUUGGAAUGGGAGCGUGGAGUAUCCGUUUUUGUUCGCGCGAAAAUUCGCGCCCGAGUCCUUAGAGCCGCUGAUGAAGAUGGCGAGUGACGUCAUCUUUCGAGAUUGAGAUGAAUGGGGGUUGGGUUUGGAAUUGUAAUUAUUGAAGGUCUGGGGGGUGUAAUUGUAAAUACGGAGAUAAUAGGGGGAUUAUAAAAGGGAGUGGCAAAGUAAAUCCCGCAAAUGGGAUUCGUUGCAUUCUCCUCGCUUUCGGUCUUUGUAAAGUAGUGGCAACGGCGUUGUCAAUGGCAGCUUGGGCUAAAAUAUAAAGCCCAAAGAAUUUUGGGCCUUAUUGGUCUCC
Magnolia sinica is the source of this 1511-nucleotide messenger RNA. Its product is annotated as glycosyltransferase BC10. The transcript has a single exon. Gene Ontology annotation, cellular component: membrane. Gene Ontology annotation, molecular function: glycosyltransferase activity. Bases 141 to 1280 code for a protein of 379 amino acids. Lineage: Eukaryota; Viridiplantae; Streptophyta; Magnoliopsida; Magnoliales; Magnoliaceae. The record is from RefSeq and is a predicted model, not a curated record.